Molecule: messenger RNA, 705 nt
Organism: Camelina sativa (false flax)
Lineage: Eukaryota; Viridiplantae; Streptophyta; Magnoliopsida; Brassicales; Brassicaceae
Source: RefSeq, a predicted model, not a curated record
AUGGGUUUUGAGCCACAGGUUGCAGAAGUGUUAAAUGCGAUGCCUUCGAGUAAUUUGAAACCAGAGAAUGAAGAUGAAGAGCUCGAAGAGAAGAAGAUUUACAGAACUACUUAUAUGUUCAGUGCCACAAUGUCUCCUGUAUUAGAGCGUCUCGCUAGAAAGUACUUGAGGAAUCCAGUUGUGGUCACUAUCGGAAAAUCCACGAAGUUGGUCACUCAACAAGUGAUCAUGAUCAAAGAAACAGACAAGUUCUCCAAGUUGAAGAAACUGAUCGAUGAGCUUGGUGAUGAUAAGUCAGCGAUUGUGUUUGUGAAUACCAAGAUCAAGGUUGAUUACAUUGUUAAGAAUCUAGAAAAGUUAGCGAGGUGUCGUGUGACGACAUUGCACGCAGGGAAGUCGCAAGAACAGAGAGAUGUCAGCUUAGAAGGAUUCAUACAAAAGAGAUUCAACGUUCUUGUUGCAACAGAUGUUUUAGGCCGUGGGCUUGAUAUUCGUGACUUGGCACACGUCAUCAACUACGAUAUGCCUAGCACGAUAGAUAUGUAUACGCAUCGGAUUGGACGAACAGGACGAGCAGGGAAGAGCGGUGUUGCCACAACGUUCUUGACUCUUGAGGAUAAAGAUGUGUUUUACGGUCUGAGGCAGAAGCUUGUUGAGUGUAAUAGUACGGUGCCACCUGAACUUGCGAGACAUGAAGCCCUCUAA